Molecule: messenger RNA, 1401 nt
Organism: Piliocolobus tephrosceles (Ugandan red Colobus)
Lineage: Eukaryota; Metazoa; Chordata; Mammalia; Primates; Cercopithecidae
Gene: KCNK16
Product: potassium two pore domain channel subfamily K member 16
Exons: 5
Coding region: 9-911 (300 amino acids)
Biological process (GO): stabilization of membrane potential; potassium ion transmembrane transport
Cellular component (GO): plasma membrane
Molecular function (GO): potassium ion leak channel activity; outward rectifier potassium channel activity
Source: RefSeq, a predicted model, not a curated record
GCCACAGCAUGCCCAGUGCUGGGCUCUGCAGCUGCUGGGGUGGCUGGGUGCUGCCCCUGCUGCUGGUCUAUGUCUGCUACCUGCUGCUUGGUGCCACCAUCUUUCAGCUGCUAGAGAGGCAGGCGGAGGCUCAGUCCAGGUACCACUUUCAGUUGGAGAAGCUGCGCUUCCUGGAGAACUACACCUGCCUGGACCAGUGGGCCCUGGAGCAGUUUGUGCAGGUCAUCAUGGAAGCCUGGGUGAAAGGUGUGAACCCCAAAGGCAACUCCACCAACCCCAGCAACUGGGACUUUGGCAGCAGUUUCUUCUUCGCAGGCACAGUCGUCACCACCAUAGGAUAUGGGAACCUGGCACCCAGCACAGAGGCAGGUCAGGUCUUCUGUGUCUUCUAUGCCCUAUUGGGCAUCCCGCUAAACGUGAUCUUCCUCAACCACCUGGGCACGGGGCUGCGUGCCCACCUGGCCACCAUUGAGAGAUGGGAGGACCAGCCCAGGCGCUCCCAGGUACUGCAAGUCCUGGGCCUGGCUCUGUUCCUGUCCCUGGGGACGCUGGUCAUUCUCGUCUUCCCACCUAUGGUCUUCAGCCAUGUGGAGGGCUGGAGCUUCAGCGAGGGCUUCUACUUUGCUUUCAUCACUCUCAGCACCAUUGGCUUCGGGGACUAUGUUGUUGGCCACCCCCUUAACUUCAUCACUGCCCUGGGCUCUCUGCCUUCUCAAGAGCCUUUCCAAACACCCGCUGGGAAGCCAGAGAGCCAGCAGAUCCCAAGAUCCUUCCAGAAAGUGAGGUCCAUGAACAUCUGGCCUCUCUCAGGAAUGUAUUAUCCAGGUCUGGCUUUUCCCCUGCCAGAUUGCAACAUCCCUGACCAGAAGGAGAGAUUUAGACCACUCCAUCCUGAGGCCUGGAAACUUUGACCUUUGCCUCUCCCACCAUCCAACAGCAAGUGGGCACCUACGUGGCUGGGUUCCUCUGCAUAGGUCUGAGGCAAGGCUGUGGAGCCAAGGAGGCUCCAGGUAGGAGACCAAGGGGAGGCUCUACAGCAGCAAGAGGAGUCCAAGUCACACCCCAGGACUUCCCCAUAUCCAAGAGAGGACUGGGAAGCUGAGGACUCAUGGACUCUUCACACAGCGUUGACACUUCCUCCACUCCGGGUAGAGGGAUUUCGGGGGCCUUCUCAGAAGCAAGGAGUGGACAAGCCUCUUGGUUAAGGCUCCUCUUACCUCCCAAGUUCAUGGACAAGUGGCAAUCAGCUGGGGUCCCUCUUUUGGGGUACAAAGGAAAGGACAGAGGUGUGGGAGACCCAAGGUGGUCUUGAGAUUGACAGCAAGUCCUUGGAGAUAGCCCCCGAGUCCAAGAACUUAGGCAGGGUCCCCAAGACAAUAAAGUUGGUCUCUUCUAUCUCCU